Molecule: messenger RNA, 1410 nt
Organism: Symbiodinium natans
Lineage: Eukaryota; Dinophyceae; Suessiales; Symbiodiniaceae
Source: the annotation of a GenBank genome assembly
AUGUCCGUGGACCUCUGGGGAGGCGGCGGUGGUGGCACAGGCUCUGCUGUCAAGGAGCAAGAAGAAGCGGGAAUCAUCGAGGUGACAGUGAACUUCAGGCCGAGUAGUUUUGGGUCCGCAAGCAGAAUAUACCACCCAAAUGGGUUGUACUUCCGUGAUGAAGACAGUGCUGGGAAUGUCAGGUAUGUUCGCUCAGACGAUGUAUACCAUCUGAGCCGUCAGGAAGACUGUCGUGUCUCUCCUCAAAAGGCAGCGUUUCCAUGUUGGAAACUCGCUCUGAACAGUGAAUACUUCCACGUAACUCCGCUGGCAAUGCUCGAAUGGCCUAGUGAUGAGCUCCCACUUGGAGAUCGCACCUGGGUGAUGAUGGACACACCCGCUGGUCAGCCCUUUGCUCAGCCGUUUCAGGACGUUACCAACAUAAGCUUGAAGUCUGCCAGAAAAUCCUGCGGAAUUUGUGGCGGUUCGGGAGGGGCUGGUGCCCAUGUCCGCGCUCUGGUCAAGGUGAAGGCGGGCCGCACCUACCGCAUCGAAGCCGGCCAAGGCGGGAAGGGCAGCUCUGGAGGCCGCAGCGCCUCGAACGGCCAGAGCAGCCGGAUGCUGGAGAUGCAGGCCUCAGGCGAGUGGAGCAUUUUGGCAGAGGCUGGCGGAGGUUUUGGUGCUGGAUCGAUGGAGGGCCGCUUGAAGUUCUCCCCAGGUGGUCGAGGCGGCACAGCGCCGAAGUUGGACUCGCACGUCUUCGCGCGCCCGGGCCACCCAGGAUGGUCGUCGAGGGCGAGCCUGCUGACCGAGGACACCAUCUUGUUCCCCAUGGCCAUGCUACCAGCAUUAAGAUCAUCAGGCCGCCCUGGCACCACUUACUAUGCAGCAAGACGUGAUGUGCCACCCAAAGGACAACUUCCUCAGAGGCUGUUUCCUCCGGGGGUUUCCGUAACAUGCACGCAGGAGACUGAAGACAAUGAUUACGCUAAAUACCCCUUCCGGAAGGCGAAGUACCCACCGCUGUGCAGUGCCACGAAUGCGCGAUAUCCCGCGGAGUUCGGCGAGUUCUUCGACUUCUUCCUCACCUGCGACGUAAACUGUGAGGGCACGCGGUGGCCUGUAGUCCCCACUGCCGGGCAGGGGUCGGUGGGCGUGGGCCUGACCGCCCAGACACGGAGUGGUUGGGGUGGGACCGGCAGCUGCCCGCAAAUACAACCGGGCUCCAAAGUCGAGCUUCGGAGUAUGGGCGGCGAGGAUGGGCACAACGGUUCGGUCAUCUUGCGCCGGUGCAAGAGGGAGGGAGCGUACACCUUGGCACUGCAACGCUGCCAGGGCAGCGAUACUUGGACUGUCCACGGCCUUUGGCCGAGGGGUGUGCGAAACUGCAAAGUCACAAAAAUUUGGAGUCAUCCACCCUGUCCGCCUUGA